Molecule: messenger RNA, 936 nt
Organism: Neltuma alba
Lineage: Eukaryota; Viridiplantae; Streptophyta; Magnoliopsida; Fabales; Fabaceae
Product: subtilisin-like protease SBT3.17
Exons: 3
Coding region: 81-452 (123 amino acids)
Source: RefSeq, a predicted model, not a curated record
UUGCUUCGGCCAUUAGCAUAAAGCAUUUGAGAGUCUCAAAGACUUCAAUCCCUAUAUAAUCCUAAAAUAAUCCCGCCAAAAUGGACGCGAAACCUCUCUCGAUCUCCUCUCUGCUUCUUGUUUUCCUGAUCGUUUCUACUGCAAUGGCUGAAUCCACCCCCAAACCCGUUGAUUCCGCUGAUUCUUCUACUCCUGCUGUUCACAUCGUCUACACUGAGAAACCCGAGAGUGAAGAGCCUGAGGCCUACCACAUCAGAACCCUCACUGCUGUCCUUGGCAGUGAGGAGGCUGCCAAGGAGGCUUUGUUGUACAGUUACAAAAGCGCUGCUAGUGGAUUCUCGGCUAAGCUAACUCCGGAGCAGGUUUCUGAAAUUUCAAAGCAACCAGGUGUUCUUCAAGUUGUUCCAAGCAGGACUCUUCAGGUUCAUUCAGGGCCGAUGAACCUGCAUUAAAGGAUGGGGAGAUUCUAGGUGAAUCUUUCAAGCAGUUUCCUCUACCAUGUAUAAACUAGUUUGACCCAACCUAUGCUCAUGUUAAUGUUAAGAAAAAUAUCCUGUACAAGCUUAUGAUUGUGUGAUGUAUACAAAUGCCCCAAACCUGCAUUAACUUUUUCUGGGCUGACGAUGAAAUAAUAAUCGCUUGAUGCUUUGAAAUGUUAAACACAGUUUUCUCUAUUACCUUAUUUAGCUCACUGCUUAUGUAUGAUGAAAAACAAUAGUAAUGAACUUGAUACAAAUUUUUUAAGUAUUAGGAACAUAAGGGAGCCAUUCCUAUCAUCCAAGGCUUGCGGGCUGAGAAGUGGAAGAUGGCAUGCUAGUGUCCGUUUUUCCUUAGUCAAAUGUAAUGUACAAGUGUGUAGGGAGUGAUAUUUCCCAUUUGUUUUGGACUUUUGAUAUUUCUAAUUACACUUGCGCUUCCAAGUCUUCCUUCUUCAAA